AUGACAAUUUUAAAUAUAGUUUCAAAUUUAACUCUAAAUAAAAAAAGCUAUAAUGCUACAAUUGGUAAACCAAUUUCAAGUGGUCUUACAAAUUAUGGUGCUAUUAAUAUUUCAGGCUAUCAAGUAAUAACAAAAUUUUUCCAAUCUGAUAAUUCACUAAGAAACCCAUAA
Dictyostelium discoideum AX4 is the source of this 171-nucleotide messenger RNA. RefSeq lists its product as hypothetical. Lineage: Eukaryota; Evosea; Eumycetozoa; Dictyosteliales; Dictyosteliaceae. The coding region runs from base 1 to 171 and encodes 56 amino acids. The record is from RefSeq and is a predicted model, not a curated record. The transcript has 2 exons.